AUGGAUGUGCAUUACAAGACGUAUGCUGGCAGGAGUAGCCGUGAUAUCAGGUUUGAUCAGCUGCUGCACACAAAACCCUUAUCUGGCUCUUCAUCCACAGCAUUCUCUAAAUCAAGUGUGAGUUCCAGGAAAAGGGUCAACGUCGUUUCCUUUGUACCCACUGGUGAGGGGCAAGAAUUAGUAACCAAAUCUCCUGAUAAAAUCGUGUCAGAAAAUUCAGAUAGCUCUGCCUGUGCAGGUGCAGUGCAGACAAAUAUAUCUCAGUCAUAUUUGACUCAUUCCUCUACUGAAGGUGUUACCACCGGCUCACCCAACCUGUCAUACUCUAGUGCACAUACAGAAUGUCCCAGUCGUCCACCAAAUAUUAAUAUGACAAACAACAAUCCUUUUGGUCACCCUUCUGACUGCACAUUAGAUGUGCGUUCCGUUCGGAGUACAAAUUUCAAGUCUGAUCAUUGCCGGUCAAACAUUGCCUUAACUCCGCUGUCCUCCCACACUCCUACUAUUCAACGCGUUUCAUCCCCGAAUUCCCAUCGAAGCGUCACCAAUUACCACAGUCAUCCAGUAUGUACUUCAAAACCUGCUAGUCAGCCAAAAUUGCAAGGACCAGAUAAAAAUGAAACCAGUUUGGUUGUGACUAUACCAAACAGUUCCUUAAAAACACAGGCAUUCGUUGACAUCUCCAAGAAUAGUCGUGAACGGAGUUCUCCUUACUCUUGUCCCGCCUUAACAUUAGAACCUGAAAUUGCUUCAGAUGCCAGCGCUUCAAAAUCGUUUUCACGACCAAUUCUCAGCGGUAAAAACAAAAGAGCAGCCUACAAUCCACGUUCUUGGCAGAAAGAAAUUGAAACAGAGGAUAGUUCCCCAACGAAGCUGCAAAAAGUCAAUGACUCCUCUCCAUGUUCACAAAAUCCGAGUCAAUCAUCAACUGAAUCGCAUCAUUUUACUGUUAAAGAUGCUCCUCCUGUAGUCAACCAAGAAAAUUGUAAUAUGAAAAUCCAUAAAAAUAAUGUUGAUAAUUUUGCAUUUGAUGAAUAUGAAGAAGAAAUGAAGAAUAAUUUUGAUGCAUUACAUCCAUAUAAAUAUUCAAUUAAUGAUAAACAUUCUGUAAAAUAUUGUGAUAAAUUAGUUGAAGAGGAUGAAGACUUAGAAGAUGAUGUUAAACCUUGGUUCCGUCCUGCUUCUCGUGAUGUAUCUAAUAAAAAUCCAUCCAAUAGUUCAAAGAAUAUGAAAGUUAGUCGAACAGAUAAACCUUUGUAUACUGUACUACACAAGGUGAAAGAAGCACAUGUUUGUCAAGAACAAGGUGAAACUCAGCAUUUGUUAGAUGAUGUAGAAUAUUUAGUAGAUGGGUUAACAGAUCGUAAUCAAGUUAAUACUCGUGCACUUAGCGUUCUGACCCUAGCUAACAAAUGUUUAACUGCAUCCUUCCGUUAUACUCUCAAUGCUCAUGGUUUAUUGAAGCGAAUUUGUGCAAAACUCCAUGAUGCUUACACAGAUUAUGCACUGGCACUUACCUCUGCUGGAUUGUUGUUUGUUUUAUCACGAGAUCGUGACCCGAAUAUAUUAGAUGUUGACUCCCUGGCUAUUAUAUUGAAAUUAUUCUCUGCACCUGAUACCAAUGCAAAUGGCAGUACCGGUGGUGGUCAUUGUGAAAUCAGUAAAAAUAAAGAAGCUGAACGUGUACGUAUGCGUGUUCGUCAACUACUCGAUGGUUUACAUCAAAAUAAUUCCAAGAGUUUAACACCAGCUGGCCCAGAUGUUGUUGUGGGCAACAAUCCAAACACGAUAAUUUCAUCCAAUCAAUCAUUAUUCUCUAGUGGAAAGCGUUCAAUUCUUCCACCUGGAUCUAAAACACCUACAAAUUCAAGUUUAAACACUCGACAUUUACAGAUCACCCGUCAGUUGACAACCUCAGAUUUGGUUAUUGAAUCUAUUUUAAACUUUGGCACUCGAAAAGCAGGAGAUUGGUUCAAAGUAGAACUUCGUAAUGGUGGUGGAUUAGAUAGAGUUGCUGAUGCAGCUUCAGAUGCUGUUGAUUAUCUGGCAGAUUUAGAUCCAAAUAAUACAUCUCGUAAACCAACAACUGUUUGGCGUUCUAGGACUAACUUAACAGGAAUUGAUAAUUUUGCUUUGGAUAGACUUAAACGAGUUUGCCAUUAUACUCGAUUGUUGGAAAAUAUGACUUAUAUGAAUUCAGAUAAUCAAACUUAUUUGGUCCACUAUCGUGAUGGAAUUCUUGUUAAACGCUUAUUAACUUGUUUACGAGUUUGUGUAUCCCAUUUACCCAAAUCAUCAAAUCAACAAUCAAACUCUACUACUACUACUAAUAAUAAUGUUACUAUGGAAAAACCUACUGUAAAUAGUGUCAAUGUUUUAUCAAAUUCAAAUAAUUCUGCAUAUGAUAGUCAAACUAUUUUAACCGAUUGCAUUUUAGGUAUAUUUCGAUUUUUAGUUAAUGUUUCACAUAAUGAAUUCGCUAGUGAACGUCUUGGUGCUUGUGCAGGUUUCCUAGAAACUAUUUUUGAUUGCCUACUCAAGUUGCCUGAUCGUUUGCCUGGAACAAAAAGAUUUGAUGUAAUUGUUUUAGUGCUUUGUCUUUUGGUAAAUAUGUGUGAACAUUGUCCUGAAAAUCGUACCCGAAUUGUAUAUUUGGAUAUUACAAAAUCAUGUCUUAAACAAGGCUCUCCAACGAAUGUGAAAGAUAUUAAAUAUAUCGAUACAUAUGAUGAUGAAGAGGAAGAUGAUGAUGACGACGUAAAUACAGAUACAAAUACUUCACGACAAGUUGUAACCACAUCUGCACUUGACGAACUCAUACAACUAUUUCUCACUCGAGAAGAAUGCGCACGUAACCAUGAUUUCGAGAGAGAUGAUGAUGAAGCUAUGGCAGCUGCGGCUGCCCGUAAACGUUCUGAAGAAUUAGAAGAUUUUGAAAAUAAUCCUAAACAAUUACGUCCAGGUUAUGCUAAUCCUACUGUCGAAGAAGCUGGCUUGAAAUGGCGUUUAAUAGAGGAUCGAAGAGCAAUGAAUCUGAAUAAUAGAGGAUUAUUAGGUCGGAAUAAAAAACGAUUGUACCGUAAACAAAAGUGUAAAAGUAUUGUAAAUAAACAACGGCAAAAUAUAGGGGGUUCCGAUGAAGACGAGGAGGAUUCCGAUGAUGUAGAUGACUUGAAUGAUGAUGAUGAUGAUGAUUGCAUUGAAGAUGAUGAUUUAGAAGAGAAUGAUGAUGAUGACGAGGACGACGAUGAUGAUGAAAGCGUUGGCAGUGGUGCAGAUGUUGAAUUUGUCGCCGACACACAAGAGGAACAGGAGAAGUUAGCCAAAAGUAUGUCUCAAGCUCAACAACAUAUGGAAGAUUCGGUGGUGGCUGCUUAUGCUGCUCUCCUACUUGGCUGUAUUCUACAAUCAAGUCCACGUUAUACUGAUCGUAUUCGAUCUAAAUUACCAGAUGGUCAAUUUCGUCCAUUAGCAAUUAUGUUAGCUAAACUAUUAAGCUUUUUAUCUUUAACCAAAGGUGUAGGAUCUUCAGGUUCUGAAUCUAUUCUACGUAUUGUUAGAAUAUUAGAAGCACAAGAUAAACAAAAUACAAAAAUAUCAACCGAUGAUAAUGAUGGUGGUGACAGUUAA
This is a messenger RNA of Schistosoma rodhaini, 3630 nucleotides long. The record is from the annotation of a GenBank genome assembly. NCBI's taxonomy places the organism in Eukaryota, Metazoa, Platyhelminthes, Trematoda, Strigeidida, Schistosomatidae.